GGAGGAAAGAUGCAAAUGCAAACAAAAGAGUGAGCAGUGAUGCAUGCAGAGGCCAAUCAGACUCAAAGAGCAGAUGGUCAAACCAAAGAGCCGAACACUGUCAUGGAAGACACUGAGGUAUCAGAGAAAGAAAAUGAGUACCGGGGGAAACUCCUGAACCAGCGCUGGACGCGAGGAGACAAGAUCAGCCACUGCCGGCCCUCUCUCAGACUGCAGAGCCGACCAAUCAAAAUGAGUUUGGAUACUGAUGACAAGCGCACUCGCACACGGUCCAAAGCAGGAAGAGUUCCCUCAGAGAUUGUUGGACAGGAGCUGAGCUGCCCUACUCCAGGAUGCAAUGGCUCAGGCCAUAUCAGUGGCAAAUAUGCCCGACACAGAAGUGCUUUGAGUUGCCCAUUGGCCAGAAAAAGGCACCUACAGGAAGCAGAGUCAGAGCAACCUGCUUCCAAGAGGAAGUCUCACCCGCUGAAGCUGGCGAUGGAUGAAGGAUUCAAUGCGGAGAGUGAGGGGAGCGGAGAGGAGACAGAGUUGAGGGAAGAAGAGGAGGAGGAUGAAGAACAGGUGAAGCAGAAAGUUAGCGAUCAAGAACAUGAAGAAGAGGAGCAAGCGAAACAGAACACAGAGACCGCCAAUACAGAGGAGGAGGAUGGUGAUGAAGAGGAGUGCAUCAUCAUUGAGACGUCAUCCUCUGAGGAUCUCUCUAACUAUCAGCACAUAGUGGCCAACUCAAUGACGCACCUCAACAACCACAACAACGGUGCCAUGUCACCCCAACAACAACAACAACAGUCCAUCACAGUGGAAACACAAGAUAAAAGCCCUUUUAGGGAACCAGAAGAAGAAGAGAAAGAAGGAAAUGAAACAGAGGAAACAAGGAACCAAGUAGGAGUUCUGAUGUCUAAAGAGAAUGGAGUGAUGAAAGGUGAGAUUAAAGAUGAAGAAGAGGACAUGCACACUGAGAGCCAGAGGGAGUCAGACCACCAGUAUUUUACUGAGGAGAUGGAGACACAACAUGCUGAAGAAGAAGAAGAUGAUGAUGAUGAUGAUGAUGAUGAUGAGGUGUUGAGGUCUGAGAUUAAAAGAGAAGAGCCAUACAAGGAAGUUCAGUCUGAAGAGGAAGGGGAGAGAGAAACCACCCCUUCGGUUAUCACUGCCGCUCAGGGAUCUCACGCAAGGGAAGACUAUGUUUCCCACAAACUUACAUUGCCAGAAAGCUACAGCUCUAGUAAGGCCGCCACAUCAUCUCAUGUGGUUAUCGAAGUGCAGUCUGAGGAGUCAGAGAGGGAUGCUGACUUGGAAGGUAACGAUGACGAUGACGAUGGCGAUGACGACAGCUUGUCUCAACGAUCAACGGUUGCGGACGAGUCUGAGAUGUUUGACAUAAUGCGGGGGAACUUGGGCUUGCUGGAGCAGGCCAUUGCUUUGAAAGCCCAACAGGUCAAAGCUCAUCGUGAGCUCAGCCGCAUUCCCGAACACCACCGCUUCUUUCCUCUCAACGACCGAUCAGGCAAACACAUGGAACAUAUCCGCAAGAGCUGCUUCGGAAAAGAAAAUGCUCUCUCUCUCUCUCCCAUUUACUCUUUUACCGGCUAUUUAUCUGUGGGACUUUUCCUUCCUUUUUCUUUUUUGCUGUAUCUUUGGCUCAUUGUCAGUCUUUCAAUUCCGCUUCUCUUCUGCUGUCUAAUUCCAGCCCACUCUUUCACUCUUGAUCUUUUAUGCUCACUUACACUUAUCCUUUUAUGCUUCUUUUUUCUUCACUGCAGGGAUAUUGAUUCUUUUGUGGAGGAAAAAAAUGAUGGAACCUUCUCUCUCUCGCUCGCUACCCAUUUUUGCAGGCCCAUGUGUUUUGUGAAGCAGUUGGAGAUUCCUCCGCACGGCAGCUACAGGCCCAGCCUCGUCCCCGCCACACCACGCGCUAAUCUGGCCAAGGAGCUGGAGAAGUACUCCAAGGUGUCCUUCGAUUAUGCAAGCUUCGACGUGCAGGUGUUUGGCAAGCGCAUGCUCGCCCCAAAGAUGCACACCAGCGAAACUUCACCCAAAGCCUUCAAAUCCAAACCUCCAUUCCCCAGGGCCUCCCCCCCAAGUCCCAGCUUGCACAGUGGUUAUGGAAAAAGCUCCUCCAGCGGCUAUGAUUAUUCCCAUGAUGCCGAAGCUGCUCACAUGGCCGCCACUGCAAUCCUCAACCUGUCCACACGCUGCUGGGAGAGACCAGAGAACCUCAGCAUCAGACACCAAGAUAAGAGUAUGGAAAUUGAGGUGGAUGAGAAUGGCACCUUGGACUUAAGCAUGAAGAAGCCUAUAAAGAGAGAAAUGGGCAUGUCUUGCGCCAGCCCUGAAGUGCGUUCCCCUGAUCUGUCUUCAUCAUCUUCAUCAUCAUCCACAUCUUUUCACCAUGGCAACAGCAGCAUCUCACCCCACUCUUUACACACCCAUAAACAAGAGGAGUGGGAGGGGCCUCUGGACUACACCAAACCCAAUCGGCAGAGAGAAGAGGAGCUAGAAGAGAUGGACCACAGCACUCAGUCAUUUACCUCUUCCGACCCGGAGGAUUGCGACAUGAUGCAUGACAGCCUUGAGGACAGGAAGUACCCCGGAGAGGUCACAACCCCCAGCUUUAAGGUCAGGUUCCAGCCCAAGGACAACAAGAAAGAAAUCCUACUGUGUCCCACUCCGGGCUGUGACGGCAGCGGACACAUCACCGGAAACUAUGCAUCGCAUCGCAGCCUGUCUGGGUGUCCUCUCGCUGAUAAGAGUCUUCGGUCCCUCAUGGCAGCCCACACAGCCGAUCUCAAAUGUCCAACUCCAGGAUGUGAUGGUUCAGGCCAUAUCACUGGUAACUACGCGUCUCACAGAAGUUUGUCUGGGUGUCCACGGGCCAAGAAAGGUGGAAUAAAAACAACUCCCAUCAAGGACGACAAGGAGGACUCCGAGCUCUUAAAAUGCCCAGUGCCGGGUUGUGACAGCCUGGGUCACAUCAGCGGGAAGUAUGCCACUCACCGCAGUGCGUAUGGAUGCCCGUUGGCGGCCAGGCGGCAGAAGGAGGGUUUGCUGAACGGGUCUCCAUUCUCAUGGAAGGCCUUUAAGACAGAAGGCCCAGCCUGUCCCACACCAGGAUGUGACGGAUCGGGACACGCCAACGGCAGCUUCCUCACACACCGCAGUCUCUCAGGCUGCCCCAGCGCCUCCCUUAACAAGAAGAAAGCCAAGUUCCCUGGAGAAGAGUAUCUCAGCACUAAGUUCAGAGCCAGUGACGUGUUAGACAAUGAUGAAGACAUCAAGCAACUCAAUAAAGAAAUCAACGAGCUCAAUGAAUCCAACAAUGAGAUGGAGGCAGAUAUGGUCAACCUUCAAACACAGAUUACAUCCAUGGAGAAGAACCUGGAAAACAUCGAGCAGGAGAAUAAGAUUAUUGAAGAACAGAAUGAGGCAUUGUUUAUGGAGCUGUCUGGACUCAGUCAAGCUCUUAUGCGGAGUUUGGCCAACAUCCGUCUGCCUCACAUGCAGGAGCCAAUCACAGAACAGAAUUUUGAGAGCUACGUGAGCACCCUGACCGACAUGUACACCAAUAAGGACUGCUACCAGAACCCAGAGAACAAGGCCCUUCUGGAGACCAUCAACAAGGCGGUGAAAGGCAUUAAGGUCUGACUAAGCCAAAAGACGAGGAUGAGAAGCAGAAGCGUGGAAGAAAAAUAGAAACAUGGAGCCAUUGAGAAGAUUAUACAAAUGAAACACAAAAAGGGCAUUCAGGUUUUUUUGAACAACAAUCUAAACCUUCAUCCCAGGGAGCAUUCUGUGAGUUCAAAAAGAGGUAUAUAAUAUAUAUUACUAUGAGGACCAAAAUCCACAAAUGCUGCUGGAUUGGAAGGUGAAGAUGGAGCCAAAUCCUUUAUUUACGGAGGAAAGGAGAGACACAAACAUAGUUUUCUUUACAGUUUUUGUUGUUUUACAUUCAAACAGUGGGAAGUUUUGGAAGAAGAGGAAGCUGGGAGUAGAACUUCCAGAAAAUGUGCAGCUCAGGCUUUAGGCGAAAGAGAGUCUUUUACUCAUUUGUGAGAACGCUGCUCCUCUGAAAACAACAAAAGUGACGCUCCAAAUACAAGUGAUCCCUACGUGAGUCCCAGCAGAACAGACAUAUGCAGUGUUUGCUCGUCUUUCAUUCUUUUCCAGAAGAAAACCGAAGCAUUUUUGGGUCGUGGGGAAAUUAGAGAAUGUUGUACUAGCAUACAAAGUGAGCGAAAAGCGUGUGCAACCUUAUCAGUGCCAUGCAGUUGACUCUGUAAAUUUCACCCUGUUGAAACACUAAUUUAUCUCGGCAGCCAUUUUUUUGUUUAUUGGUUUGUUUUGUUUUAGAGAUACAGGCAGGAGUAUUAGCUUGCUCUCGUUUAUUUGUAGUACUUACACUGUAGGAAUAUUUACCCAGCGUAGUCAUAUCUCUUACAUAUGAACAAUGAGUUGCACUUCGUUUCAGUCCAUUCAACAUCAGACAAGAUGUUGGGUUGUCACUGAUCUAUAAAUUAUACGAAACUUGUCCAGACACUACUGUAAUUUAUUUAUAUUUUGUUAUAAUUUAAUUUUAACUGUAUUAUUUAUUUGAAUUCACCUAUUUAAAUAUUCACAGUCCUUCUGUUUAUAAAAGGUCAUGAAAAUGUGACAAGAAACUUGCCACAUCAAUAUUUGGAAAGAGAAAAAGAAAUGUACCACUAAUUUUUAUAACUUCUUUUCAUUUGACAAUAGAGUUUUAAAACAUUUUUUUAAGUGCAAAUAUUUUU
Messenger RNA from Sinocyclocheilus rhinocerous, 4769 nucleotides. Its product is annotated as myelin transcription factor 1-like. Gene Ontology annotation, cellular component: nucleus. Lineage: Eukaryota; Metazoa; Chordata; Actinopteri; Cypriniformes; Cyprinidae. The transcript has 21 exons. Gene Ontology annotation, molecular function: RNA polymerase II cis-regulatory region sequence-specific DNA binding; zinc ion binding; DNA-binding transcription factor activity, RNA polymerase II-specific. Gene Ontology annotation, biological process: regulation of transcription by RNA polymerase II. Bases 40 to 3645 code for a protein of 1201 amino acids. The record is from RefSeq and is a predicted model, not a curated record.